CUCCCGGAAGUGCAGAAGAACCGAGCCCUUGGACGCCCGGCGGUUGAGCAUCGAUCGAUCGCGGUGCGCUCGCGCAAGAUAAUGGCAGACCCUUGGCAGGAGUGCAUGGACUAUGCAGUGAUCCUCGCAAGACAAGCUGGAGAGAUGAUUCGUGAAGCUCUAAAAAAUGAGAUGAAUGUCAUGAUUAAAAGUUCUCCAGCCGACUUGGUAACAGUUACUGACCAAAAAGUAGAGAACAUGCUCAUGUCUUCUAUAAAGGAAAAGUACCCGUGUCACAGUUUCAUUGGUGAAGAAUCCGUGGCAGCUGGGGAAAGGACAGUCUUCACAGACCAGCCCACAUGGAUCAUUGACCCCAUUGACGGAACGACUAACUUUGUGCAUCGGUUUCCCUUUGUAGCUGUUUCGAUUGGCUUCGUUGUAAAUAAAGAGAUGGAGUUUGGAGUUGUGUACAGCUGUGUGGAAGACAAGAUGUACACUGGCAGGAAAGGGAAAGGCGCCUUCUGUAAUGGUCAGAAGCUUCAGGUCUCAAAGCAGGAAGACAUUACCAAAUCCCUCUUGGUGACCGAGUUGGGCUCGUCCAGAAAGCCGGAGACCUUACGGAUUAUUCUCUCCAACAUGGAGAAGCUGUGUUCCAUCCCCAUCCAUGGAAUCCGGAGUGUGGGAACAGCUGCUGUUAAUAUGUGCCUUGUGGCGACUGGGGGAGCCGAUGCCUAUUAUGAAAUGGGGAUCCACUGCUGGGACAUGGCGGGAGCUGGCAUCAUCGUCACGGAAGCUGGCGGAGUGCUGCUGGAUGUGACAGGUGGACCGUUCGAUCUGAUGUCUCGGAGAAUAAUUGCUGCAAAUAAUCUAGCAUUAGCCGAAAGAAUAGCCAAAGAGAUUGAGAUAAUACCUUUACAAAGAGACGACGAAAGUUAGUCACACAGAACAGUGUCUAGCUCUGUCAUAUGUGCUGUCCCUGGAAUGUUUAAGAUGUAUGAUGUCACUGAUUUAAAUUUAACUUUGAGGUCCUGAUUUUAAAAUGGGAACUUUUUUUAAAGAUAAUAUAUUCAAAAUUAGAUGGACUAUUUGAUUACUGAAAGAAAAUUUGCAUGUAUUAAUAUUCUUGGGGAAAAUAUAUAGGAAGUAUACUUAAUGAAUUAGCCAUUGAAAUAAUCCUCAGUCCAUAUGAUCCCCUUCAACUUAAUAUACUGUUCAGUGCACAAUUCUCAAUUAGAAAGUUCUCUUUUUGUAAGCGGUUUUCUCUUUGUUUCAAAAGCCAUAUUUGAUUAUGUCUGUAAGGCUGUAAGAAGCAGGCUGUCCCUGUGCAGAGGGCUUUUGUGUUUCAUUAAUCACUGUAAUAUAGCACCUGGCACAGUACCUGUCAGACGGUAGGCAGCCUCAAGUCGGCACCUUACAAUGAGUGCGCAAAGCUGCAGUUCCUUCUUCUAAUGUGUCCUGAUAGGAUUCUGCUGUUGCUCCUGUUCUGAAGUAAGUUCCCCUGCUGUCCUUUUUAUAUUUCACAUUGCUGUGCCGUUUCACAGGACGUCACUGCCGAGAAGACUGUUUCUAGUGGGCAUUCUGCAGUUAGUAUGCUACUGUAUGUUGUAGGUUCUGCUUAAAGCCCUGGACUAGAGAGGAACGUUCACAGAUGCCUCCUCUGUACCUGGUGUAGUGAGUGCACUGUAAUGUUUUACAAAAUGCAGUAUUUGCAUUCAGAUCCAUACUGUGGUGUUGGCUGUGCUGAUGUGUAUUGUGGUGUUCAUGGUGAACUUUUUUGAUUUCUUUCCAUCACUGCUGUCUCUAGAUAUUCUAUAAGGUCUUGGGCCUCUCAGACUCAAGAAAAUGUAAUGGCUCCUAUUCCUUUUUAAAGGAUUAAUUUAUUGUCUAGCCUUGACUCUUGACGUAUGAAUAGACUUUUUGUUCUUAGUAUGUUUGAACCUUGCAUUUGGUAAAAUGAAGUGUUUUUGUAAGUUUCAAGGCAGUUAACUUGGUUUUGGGUGAUUUAAUAUAUUAAAUCUAUAUAACACUCUGAUUUGGGUACUGUAAUUACUGUAUUUAUGCUGUUAAUUACAUGCAUUUAAAAUAUCACGUACCAUGUAAAUUUUAUUACAAGACAAGUUGCUUUGCAAUUAAAUUUAUUUUAAUUAAGAUUAUGAAUAACAUCUUAUUUCAUUGUGUUUAUUUGUGUACACCAGGCCUGCCUCAGAAUUGUUGAAUAUCUGAGAAUGCACUUGAACUUCUGGUGGUCCUGCCUGACUCCCUUAAGUUCUGAGAUGCAGAGAUGGCCAUGGCCUAUGACAACCAGGUCAUGUGGCGUGGGGACUGAGCACAGGGUCACAUACGUGUUAGCUUAAGCACUGUGCUGCCUGACUACACUCCAGCCCAUGAAUACAUUUUGAAUUAAAGGUGCAAUUAAUGAUAUUUUAUCAAAAUUAAUAGUCUCAGCUCUUUUUAGGGGUUUUGAGUUUAGUUACAGAUAUUUGAAACUAAUAUUGGUUGUGUAUUUUCCCUUUUUGCAUAUAGAUUUUCCCAAUAUAGAUAAACACUUAAUACUU
Messenger RNA from Grammomys surdaster, 2534 nucleotides. RefSeq names its product inositol monophosphatase 1 (gene Impa1). The record is from RefSeq and is a predicted model, not a curated record. The transcript has 9 exons. Lineage: Eukaryota; Metazoa; Chordata; Mammalia; Rodentia; Muridae. Gene Ontology annotation, molecular function: inositol monophosphate 1-phosphatase activity. Gene Ontology annotation, biological process: phosphatidylinositol phosphate biosynthetic process; signal transduction; inositol metabolic process. The coding region runs from base 82 to 915 and encodes 277 amino acids.